This is a messenger RNA of Notodromas monacha, 6555 nucleotides long. The record is from the annotation of a GenBank genome assembly. NCBI's taxonomy places the organism in Eukaryota, Metazoa, Arthropoda, Ostracoda, Podocopida, Cyprididae.
AUUUCGUAGGUUCAUGUGCUUCCUAUUGACGCAGUGACUUUGUUCCAAUGGUCGUAAUCCGUCGGUAGUUCGGAUAGUAAUUCUUUGUCAGAUGUUGCCCGUGCCGUAGCGCGUGCGGGCAAUGUCUUUUUUCAAUAAUUUGAGGAAAGUCUUCCACCUCGGUAAUACCGAAGCCGUCAAGAAGAAGAAGACAUUCGAUCACAUCAGGGAUGAUGUGAACCCAAAUGACACCUGGGAUAUCAUUGGAGAACUUGGUGAUGGUGCCUUCGGCAAAGUUUACAAGGCAUCCCGAAAGGAUGGCACGCUUCUUGCCGCUGCAAAAAUCUGUGAUUUGCAAGCCGAGGAGGAUCUGGAUGAUUUCACCGUUGAAAUAGACAUACUGAGUGAAUGCAAGCACCCGAACAUAGUGGACCUCUAUGAAGCUUACGUCUUCGAAGGGCGAUUAUGGAUGCUCAUCGAGUAUUGCGAUGGUGGUGCGGUGGACUCAAUUAUGGUGGAUCUGGAGAAGGCUUUGAACGAAAAGCAAAUCCAGUAUCUAUGCAAGCAUAUGUUGGAAGCGUUGGAUUUUCUUCACAAGCAUAAAAUCAUUCAUCGUGACUUGAAAGCCGGGAAUGUUCUGCUCACCAUGAGUGGUGGGGUGAAGCUAGCCGAUUUCGGUGUUUCUGCCAAGAACAAGUACACUCUGCAGAAACACGACACGUUUAUUGGGACUCCGUAUUGGAUGGCUCCAGAAGUGGUUCAGUGUGAAACCAUUCGUGACAGACCGUACGAUUUCAAGGCUGAUAUAUGGUCCCUGGGAAUCACAUUGAUCGAGUUCGCUCAAAUUGAGCCCCCGAACCAUGAUAUGAGCCCGAUGCGUGUUCUGCUGAAGAUACAGAAAAGCGAUCCCCCAAAGCUGGACUUUCCUCAUCGAUGGUCCCGUGACUUCAAUGAUUUCAUUGCUAGGUGUCUACUGAAAGAUCCUGCGCAACGGUGUACCUCGGAGGAGCUCCUUAGUCAUCCAUUUGUUUCUGGCAAGGUUUCGCCGAAGCCUGUCAUAGAUCUGUUGCUUGAGUAUAAAGCGGAUGUCGUGGAAGAAACGGUUGAAGAAGAUGAGAUGAGUGAAGCAGAUCCGAGUGAGAAUCGACUGUCGCAAGCCAGUUUGUUGGAUAGCACCGCGUCAACGAGGAAAGAUUCUGUGUUAUCUACGUCAACGAUAGAUUCAUUUGCGACAAGCGAUGAGUUGAAUGAAUCCAAGAAGCGGAAAGCGUCUGUCGGGGAUUCAUCCAUUGGUGAAUUCCGCAAAAAGGUACCUUCCAAAGGACCUGCUCCUCAGCCGCCGGUGCAUGUGCCAGUGCCAGCUCAACCCGCUGCUCCUGCUCCGCCUCAACUUACUCCGCCUCAACCUGCUCCACCUCAACCUGCUCUUGCGCCAUCGCAGCCCGCUCAUGCUCCAUCGCAACCCGCUCCUCUUCCACCUCAACCUCAGACGACGAAAUCCAAACCGAUAUCGGUGCCUACGAUUGUAGCCGAAGAAGAAUCUUCUAGAACUGAGCCUUUGGAGGAGAUCGCUCCGCAAAUCUCUCAAGCUGUUAUCAAGGAAGAUUCCAAGGCACCUUUGACAGUCACGGACUCAGGUAAUUCGAGUCCGGCUUUGUCGGUAUCGCAAGAUGCUGUAUCUUCUCCAAGUCCUACUCCAUCCACUUCCAGUGGAGGAGUGAGUGUCAGUGUGAGGGGCAACAGUGCGUCGGCUUAUGAGUCAACUUAUCUGUCAGGACAAACUUCGGAAGAAGUAGUGAUAAUAACCGGUCCAACGGUGAUAACCGCGCCUAGCGAGCCGAAGGCGUCAUCAGCGCAGCCAGCCAGCCAGCCAUCGCCGCCCGCGGCAUCCGUCGUGAUAGUCACCGGGGUGAAAGAUGAUGAACUUUCUUUUGAUUCCACCCGGAAGGCGACGGAGACGAGUCACGUGUCGAUCGUGACAGUGGGAUCGGAGCGGGAUGAUGUGAGGGAUUCGUCAUUCGAUGCAGGGUCAACCAGCUCGUCGAUACUUGCUUCUGCACCUCCGUCUGAUUCUGGAAGACAUGAAGCUUCCAGCAAUGGGUCUUCUACGCCGUGUUCUGAAGUUUACGUCGUGGGACAUGUGGACACAAAAACGGACUCCAACGUCCUUGUGGAAAGAAUUGAACGUGCCCCGGAAGUCCCCGUCAAAAUCACGCUGGAGAAGGGUGAGGAUGUUCGAGAUGCCGAGUACGAAGCUGCUGCUGCAGAGGCAGAGAGGCAGGAAGAAGAGAAAGAAAAUCUUCGUCGUCGUCAUCGUGAAGAAGAACGUCGUAAACGAGACAAGGAAAAAUCGAAAUCAGUUUCUGCUUUGCCCGAACAACCCGAGCCGCAACGAGUGCCUGUUGCUGAAGAAGAGAAAGAAAAUCUUCGUCGUCGUCAUCGUGAAGAAGAACGUCGUAAACGAGACAAGGAAAAAUCGAAAUCAGUUUCUGCUUUGCCCGAACAACCCGAGCCGCAACGAGUGCCUGUUGCUGCCGAAAAUGACGCCGGCUGGCGGCGCUCUGUGGGUGCCACCGCAGAACCCUUGGCUGCGUCUACUCCAGUUGCUGCACCCAAAUGGGAAACGGAAAGCAAUGCGACGAUCAGCAGCCGGGGCAGUGACAAAGAAAACGUACCGGAUGAACAGACCGGCGCAAUGGGACCUCCAGAAGCCGCGGUGCAAAUGCGGAGAAAGCAAAGACCUCAAAGGAGCAAAGAAGAGCUCGAAAGUAUGCAAAUAAAGAAAAAAACUCGGAAGCGUACGAGGAAAUUCGAGAUCGACGGCGUGACUGUCACAACAACGACGAGCAAGGUCUACUAUGGAGACGAAAACGGUGGGCUACCGUCGGACGAUCACGUGAUGCGCAAGCAAGAGCUCAGAGAAUUGAAAAUGCUGCAAAAGCAGGAACAGAAGCAGUUUCAGGACUUGGCUGUGAAAGCGCAGCUUGCUCGGGACCAGCAAGAACGACGCUUCGAGCAAGAGAUGAGCCAGUUGUCGCGCCAGUACGAUGCUGAACUGGAGUCGAUGACGCGUGCUCAAAAACUUCAAGUCGAACGAGCCGAACAACAGCUCGAAACGGACCUCAAGCUCAAUUCCAAAGCCAUUCGUGGGGACCAAGAAAAGGAACUCAAAGCCUUCAAGGACAGUCUGAAAAACGAAGCUAAAGCUUUGAGGAAUCACGUCGAGUCUACCACGCCCAAAGACCGUCGCAAAGAAGCUCUCAAGGCCCAGAAGGAAGUCCUAGAGAGAGACCAGUUGUCUCGAGAACGAGCCUUCGUGGAAACGCUGAACGAUAAGCACGAAGCAGAGCUGAAAAAGUUGCACGAAAAGCAUCGCGAACACAUUGCAAAACUCGAGAGGGAAUUUUUGGACCAGAAACAUAAGCUGCGUCGAGCAAGAGAAGCAACGUUGUGGGAGCUAGAAGAGAAGCAGAUAGUGGACAAGCAUAUCUUGGCCAAGAAGCAAUUGAAGGAGAUCUUCUUCCUCCAGAGACAUCAAAUGAAGGCGAGGCACGAUCGGGACAAGGAAGGGGCCAAAAGAACAUUGGUUCAAAAGGAAACGGACUUACUGAAGAGACAGGCGGUGGAAAGGCGCCAGAUGCCGAAGUAUAUUCGGCAAGAGCGGAAAGUGAGAGAGAUGAUGUUCAGGGCGAGUCUGAAAAUCUCUGCUGAUUCCGGAUUCCCAACUGACCCUGAGCGAGAGAAGCAAAAGAUGCGUCAAUUUCAGGAAACUGAGAAUCGGCGAUACAAGGAAGAACAGGACCGAUGUGAGCGAAAGCAUCGCAAGCAACUGGAGGAUCUUCAUCGGCAGGCGGAGUUGGCCAUGUCGGAGUUGGAAAAUGUUCAGGCUGACAAGAAACGCUUGCUGACGGAACACGAAAACUUGAAACUCAAGCAGCAGGAGGAAGAGUACAAUCGUGAAUUGCGAGACUGGCGAGCAUUGCUCAAACCGCGUAAACAACGUCUGGAGGAUGAGUUUUUGCGGGAGAUUGCCGAGCAGGAUUUAUUCUAUGGCGGGCUGUUGAGCAACAGCGCUGGGGAUGACACAUCGUCCGAUGCGGCGACAGUAGUGAUUGGUGCCUCGGCCUCCUCACCCGGAACUAGAAAAGGUUCGAUUGCGUCGACGGCGCCGAACAGACCUGGAGUUUGGGCGAAUGACUGAUCGAUUCUUGUGAGACAACGAAAUAGUUUUUUCCUCUUUGAAUUUUUCCCAAGGUGGAUUAAUUGACCAAGAAACUAACUCAUCACUGCAUCGUCGGAUGAGUUGUACUUUUUUUGUUGAGAUUGUCGUCUUCUCUUCCAGUUCUUGUCGAAUCGAAGUUUCAUCCCGUCGUUUGAUAAUUGCACCUGACGCAGUUUUCUUCAUUUCUAGGAUCGCGGAAUUCCAAAUCGAGGUGUGAUGAUGAUUUUUAUGCUUGAUCGGAAUUCAGGGAAUGAUUCGCUGAAUAUUAUAAAUUAAAUUUACGUUGAAAUGUCUUCUGAACACAAUGGGAUAAGUGUAAACCGAUUUUUAUGUAGGUCUGAAGAAGUUCUUCAACCGCUUGGCUCUUACGUCCGUUGUCUCAUUUAAAAACUUCCUCCUGAUAUAUUUUUAGUCAACAACGUUUUGUUAAAUUAAUCCUCAGUAAAACUUCCACGAGUCUUGGAAAUAUCUUAGUCAACGGCAAUACUUCGAAGUCAAUUUGUUAUCCGAUUUCAGUGUCAUAAUUAAUUUCGUGCAUAUAAUAAAUUAUAGGGCAAUACUAGUAUUAUGGUUCGGUGAAAAACGCAAAAUAGCUAUGUGUUGAGUGAAUAUAAUUCACGCACCGAAUCGAAUGCUUCUGCAGUCUGCAGGCAUUUUUGUCAAAGGUCGGACAACAGCAUGUGAAAUGUUGACUCCGAACGCAGUGCGUAUCGAGCGAGUAAACCGGGAUUUAUUUUUUCAAAUUGUGCUUGUCCUGCAACAAUCCCGUCCUAUCAGCAAAGUGGAGGCCUUUCCUGGAGAAGAAUUUUCAUUUCGAAAUUUUUUAAUGGUAAUGGGAUGUUUUGAUGGAAGUUGGAGGUCAUUAAUCAACGCUUUCUUUUACCUUUCGAAUGAAUUGCAUAUUUUUUUUUAAAGGAAAAAAUACCUUCUCUUCAAGUAGGAUCUUUUUUUCCUCCUGCGGAUGUAGGCUCGUGAUAUUCGAUGGCAAACGAAAGUUAAAAAUCGAGUUACUCCGAUGGUUAAAUAUUUUUUCUUUGAAAUCCCGUGGGAAGAAAUUUGAGCUAUUCAUAUCAGAUGCGAAAAUCUUUCCCGUAACUUUUUUGGAGCAGUUGCGAAGAUUCUUUUUCUGUCGGUUGUGGGGACGAAUCGAAUAAUGUGGGAUUAUUCGGUGCUGAGUAUUGUCAUUGUGCAGCGAUUUUGGUCCGGAUCUUCGCGUAGUAAUUUCACCACUCCCGGUUUGCGUCGUGGUUCAUUUCUUGAUUCAUAUUCCAGUGGGAUGUUCUGCUUUCCGCAGUUAGAUUCGGUAAAAUAACUUGGAGCACAACGUGAUGCUUAUUCGACAUGACGAAAUAUAGUAGUGAAGAUAUGAAGUCUUGAUGGAUCCAGGAUUGUGUGCCAACGAAAACGCUGAACAAUGAGAAUGAAUAAUGUCCUUGCGGAACCCUUGCGAUAUUUUAACGUAUUCGUUACUACUUUCUUGAUAAGUUUCCCUUUUGAGUUAAAAGAAGAGCGUAGUAAAUUGUAUGUCCUGUUCAUCGGUGCCAUAUCGCGAGAUGGAUGAGAAGAUGGAUCUUGAAGUUGUAACGUCAUUCCAGGUAUACGUUGCGGGGGUUCGUUUUAGUUUCUCGCUUCCACGCUGUUGUUUCCGGCGCGCGGGAAAAACUAAAACUGAACCCUUUGUUCUCUUCCAUUUUCUCCCUCGAUUGUAUAUUUCCGAGAGGAUUUUUUUUUUCUCCAGAAAAAGGGAGAACGUUACCAAUUCGUCGCGGUUAUUGUCUGUACCUCGGAGUCGCGAGUUUCAGCAAGCUGGAGGUUCACGCGAAGUUGUACUUUUUAGUUAGUUGUUUUUCUUUACGCUCACGACAUUGCUUAUAGCCAUUUGCAGAAAGUUGUUUUGUAACGCAACAAAGAGAACGUAAGUCGUUCUCAUAUGACGUUGGCUUAAAAAAAAAAAGAAAAACUGCACCUGAGUUCCUGGCUGCACUGUUUUUUUUUUCGCAUUGUUCAGCUCCAUGCUCAGAAUUUUGAAAACGUAAGUUCCAAGAUUAUUCUACGAUGGAAACGUCUCAGUCUCGAGGUGACGAUUCCACGCCAUAGUCGCGUCGAACGGUUUUAUCACUUUGUGAGGAUCAAUAUUGCUUUAGUGAGCGUAAAGAAAAGACUGGCUUUGUUCAGGGUUUACGCGGUUGUAAACCUUUGAUGUUGUGGUUUUCCGCGUAAUCGCGCGGAGGUAUAUUUAUUUGUGGACGCCGUGUUACGCGAAAUUCGUUGAGAUCAUGUGAAUUGGUGAGAUUGAGAAGCUUGAUUGCGAGAGGAUGAAACGGAACAAUUAUGAGAAAGAAAUUAUUCUACAA